This is a messenger RNA of Larimichthys crocea (large yellow croaker), 1482 nucleotides long. RefSeq names its product fetuin-B. Gene Ontology annotation, biological process: negative regulation of endopeptidase activity. Lineage: Eukaryota; Metazoa; Chordata; Actinopteri; Sciaenidae. Bases 159 to 1196 code for a protein of 345 amino acids. The record is from RefSeq and is a predicted model, not a curated record. Gene Ontology annotation, molecular function: cysteine-type endopeptidase inhibitor activity. The transcript is spliced from 7 exons. Gene Ontology annotation, cellular component: extracellular region.
AAAGUCCAACACCAGUCUGUCCAAACCUCGUCUGUAAAAACUAGGAUUACACAUCUUGCAAAGGAAGAUUUACAGACCAGACCUGAGUGAAUGUUAAAUUAUCAGAAUAUUCUGAAGGCUUACUACAUUUAUUUGACCCAAUCUGUGUAUGUGUGAUAAUGAGUGUGUACCUGCUGGUUCUGUGUCUGGCUUUGCUGCAGCAGGAGGGCAGAGCCGGGCCCGACCCUCCAGGCUGCGAUAGCCCUGAUGUGGUGAAGGUGGCGGAAGAGGCGCUGGGGCAGAUCAACCAGGACCGGACAAAUGGAUACAUCCUGAGUCUCAACAGAGUGUACGACGUCUCUGUCACUGAAAAGGAGACAGGUGGGUUACUCUACGAACUGGCCAUUGAUGUCAUGGAGACCAAAUGCCACAUCAUCAGCAGGAAAAACUGGAAACAAUGUGAAAUCAGAAGUAUCGGUGACGUGCCAGUGUAUGGAGAGUGUAAGGUAUCAGUCAGUGCCAACCCUGAAGCCAAACUGCAAAACUACCUCUGCAAAAUUCGUCAAGUUCCUGCUGAUGCGGUGUUGAACGUGUGUCCUGACUGUCCAACACCUGAUAACUUGGAUGAGCCCAUCGUCAAGGAGACAGCCAAUCUCUCCCUGCAGAGGUUUAAUAAAGAGAGCAACCACGUCAACUACUUUGCUCUGGGGAACAUUACAAGAUCAUGUUCACAGUGGGUUGUUGGUCCAUCCUACUUUGUGGAGUUCACCAUUGUGGAGACGGUGUGUUCAAAGAGAACAGACCCCAGUCAACUGAACAACUGCCAACCUAUGGACUGUCAGUUUGCUCAUAAAGGCCUGUGUUUAGGCACACACAUGGCUCAUGACGACGAAAUAACACUCCCUGACGUCCCAUUCCAGAAGACUGUAGACGUGAAGUGUGAGAUCUACGAACCUCCGGCUGCCUCUGCGGAGAAACUCACCCACGAGCAGGCAGAGAGCGGGCACACCGAACAUCAGCACGACAACCACACACACCUCCAUCCUCAUGAACACACACACUCAGUCACACCCAGCUCAAACCUCACCGUCUCCAAGCCACAGGCCACGCUCGGGAUUGUGGUGAAUCAGCCUGCUGAACCCAAACCUGCCCCUGCAGCCAGCUCCUGCCCCGGCCCAUCCAGACAUAAUCUGUAUUUGGGGGAUUUCAAGCUCUGAUUAACUGGGCCAGGACGGUUCAUCUUUGAUCAGUUGCAUGUUGUAAGAAAGACAAGAAACUGCAACCUACAAGUACAACAUGGAAGGAGAGUAAAAAAAAUCUUUAAACAAUCCAAUUCAUAAAUAAUAAUCCGAUUGUUUGAUUGUAACAUUUACAUAAUAGGAAGUUGUAUCAUUGUUUCACGAGGCAUAGAAAUUUAUCUGAAUGAGUUUUUGAGUUUUUUCCACCUUAAAUAUGAAGUGAAUGCUUUUUUGAAUUCAUCAAUAAAACUUACACUGCACAUGA